Molecule: messenger RNA, 1470 nt
Organism: Aphidius gifuensis
Lineage: Eukaryota; Metazoa; Arthropoda; Insecta; Hymenoptera; Braconidae
Product: ATPase ASNA1 homolog
Exons: 6
Coding region: 313-1335 (340 amino acids)
Biological process (GO): post-translational protein targeting to endoplasmic reticulum membrane
Cellular component (GO): GET complex
Molecular function (GO): ATP hydrolysis activity; ATP binding
Source: RefSeq, a predicted model, not a curated record
ACUCUAGAAUGUUCCAAGGUCAACAAACACAACCUUAAAAAAUACACUAAUCAUUGCUGUUGUAAAUUUGUAAAUGUCUUUUGAAAUAAAAAAAAAGCCACGUAUAUUGUAAUUUUUUAUAAAUUUACAGAAAAAUUAAACUAGUUGUUAUUUUUUAAAUAACUUUAUUAUUAUUAUCACUAAUAAUUUAACAAAAAAAAAUAAAAAAAUACAUAUCAAUUGGCUUGACAGCUGAGUCUGUAUAUAUUUUUGUAUAAAUUGUUGUUUAUAAUUUUGAUGAAACAUAUUUAAAUAGUUAAAAAUUAUAAAAUCAUGAAUUCAACAAGUCAGAAUGAUAUUGAACAAUUGGAAGGAUCAGUUAAAAAUGUUAUUGAACAAAAAUCAUUAAAAUGGAUAUUUGUUGGUGGUAAAGGUGGUGUUGGAAAAACAACAUGCAGCUGUUCAUUAGCAAUUCAAUUAUCAAAAGUACGUGAAAAUGUAUUAAUAAUAUCAACAGAUCCAGCUCACAAUAUAUCUGAUGCAUUUGAUCAAAAAUUUAGUAAAGUACCAUCAAAAGUAAAAGGUUUUGAUAAUUUAUUUGCUAUGGAAAUUGAUCCAAGUGUUGGAAUAACUGAAUUACCUGAAGAAUAUUUUGAUAAUGAACAAGGUGGAGCUUUAGGUGGUGAAGCUGUUAGACUAAGUCGAAGUUUUAUGCAAGAAAUUGUUGGUGCUUUUCCAGGUAUUGAUGAGGCAAUGAGUUAUGCUGAAGUUAUGAAACUUGUUAAAAGUAUGAAUUUUUCAGUUGUUGUAUUUGAUACAGCACCAACUGGUCAUACACUUCGACUUUUAUCAUUUCCUCAAGUUAUUGAAAAAGGUCUUAGUAAAAUAAUGCGUUUAAAAACAAAAAUAAGUCCAUUUAUAGCACAGAUAAGUUCUUUACUUGGAAUGGCAGAAUUUAAUGUUGAUUCAUUCUCAACAAAAAUGGAAGAAAUGUUGGCUGUUAUACGACAAGUUAAUGAACAAUUUCGAAAUCCUGAUCAAACAACAUUUGUCUGUGUUUGUAUAGCUGAAUUUUUAUCAUUAUAUGAAACUGAAAGACUUGUACAAGAAUUAACUAAAUGUGGAAUUGAUACGCACAAUAUUAUUGUCAAUCAAUUGUUAUUUGUAAAAGAUAGUGAUGGUUCUUGUAAAUUAUGUCAAGCUAGAAAUAAAGUUCAGGAUAAAUAUUUGGAUCAGAUCAUGGACUUGUAUGAAGAUUUUCACGUUACAAAACUUCCACUUCUUGAACGUGAAGUUCGUGGUGUCGAACAAGUACAUCAAUUUUCCGAAAAUCUUGUUACUCCAUAUAAACCGUAACUCAAAUUUUCCAAUUAACAAUAAUUAAGAUUUUUAAUAAAUAAUUAAAAAAUAAAUCUUUUUUUUAGAAAUUAAAAAUAAUAGCAUUUCUUUUUUUUUUUUUUUCUUUUGUAAAAAAUAAAUUAUAUAUUUGAA